Cuscuta campestris is the source of this 3425-nucleotide messenger RNA. The record is from the annotation of a GenBank genome assembly. Lineage: Eukaryota; Viridiplantae; Streptophyta; Magnoliopsida; Solanales; Convolvulaceae.
CAAUAAUGCGGAAGCAAUUUAAUCCAUGUUUAAUAACAACACAAUUAUUUAUUUUAAAAUCACAAAUUCCACCACGACAAUCUCGCCCCUUCCGCUGCCAGGAACAUGCAAAUCAUUCAUUCUGCCAACCUGCGUGUAGCAAAUAAAACAUACUACACGCUCAGCGAUGAAGCUGAGCCGGCGACCUCGCCUAGAUCUGGUCUGCCGCUGCUCGUGGCCGAGGCCGAGCGCCUAACUUGCCUUCGGAAGCCUCUGGAUGGAGGGUCGGCCGUGGUUGCUCCGAGGAUGACCAACCCUGCCGGGGCCGAGUGCGCAGUGCUGCCGAGGCGCUCUUUGUUGGUCAUUUGUCCUGGUUCCGUCAAGUGGGCCUUGACGAAGUUGGGCUGGGCCGUCUUCCUGCUGGGCUGGAUACCCCCAUUUCCGGGAGUCCCCCGCUGCCCAAGUCGAGUACUGACGAGGGUUGGGGAGUGUCCAACUAGCAAGAUUUACACGUGUCCCCUCGAUUCUGAGAACCCUGCCGUUGAUUUCGCUCACCAUCUCCGUUCGCCUCCGUCGCCGUCGCAGUCCAAUUUGAAGGUUAGUUCCCUCUUCUCCGUUCUCAUGGCGUCUUCUGAUUCCAAUCCUUCCACCCUCGCUGUCGACUCAGCGGUGGUUUGCUUUACAGAAAUGUACCGUCAAGAUCCCUCCCCCCGCCCCGAUGGCUUGAUGGGAGGAAUUGACCAUUCUAGGGUUUUGAGCGCGGUGCCUCUCCGCACGUCCGUCACCGUGGCGUCAUCGUCCCGGGCACCGCCCUUGAAAAAGAAGAAGAAGAGAUCAAAAGUUGUCAAGGGAAAGAACCCGAAAUCCCUACCCGUUACCGUGCUGGAAACGGGUCCGAUUACGAAUACGGGUUGUCUUCUGUUGGAUAUUGACUUUGACGAGGCUCUCCGCUUUGUGGGAGACGGUUACAUAGUGCGCCGACCACACACAACCAACCAUGUCUUCUCUGUGACCUGUCCCGACGCCGAGGUCGGGGUGCACGUGGCGUCCAUGCGCUACGGCCUUCGCUUUCCCCCUCACGAUAUGAUAGUCCAAUUCUUGAAUUUCUAUCGUCUCUUGCCGGGUCAGCUCAGUCCCCACUCCUACUAUUGUUUCUCGAUUUUCUUGAUUAAGUGUCAUCAGAGGGGAGUCCCCUGGUCUCUAGACUUGUUCCGUUAUAUGUUCAAGGUUUCCAAAGUGGGGGCCAAUGAAGGGAAUUCGUAUGCCGUUGUCUCUUCCCAGGCCGAGUUUAGUAUGGUCGUCUUCCCCUCAUCCCUGAAACUUUGGAAGGCCAAGUUUGUCUUCGUUUCUGGCUUUCCCGGGGACCGGCAUCCCUUCCACGCCAGGUUUCCCGAAUGUCACACGUUCAUUCGUCAUCCUCGGCCUGCGGCCACUUCUGAGCUUCAGGCACACACGCAAAAACUGUUGGAAGACUACCGGCCUAAACCGCCUCACGUGUACACGGUGUGUACGGAGCAGAACUUAGCGGAGGUGGGGAUCCUUAUCUCCCUCGAGCGCCAAUUCGAGCUGUCCGAGGCCGUGCUUGGGAGUCGCCCUAAGCAUGGGCUUGAGGAGAGUGCCCCGAGGUCGGAAGAUAUAGAGUUGGAGGAUAACGAAAGGGAAAAUGGCGGGGAAGGCGGAAACCAUGAAGAAUCAUGGAAGCCAUCCUGCUCCGAGGGGGUUGCUGGUACGAAACCUUCUGGAGAUCUGUCCCUCAUAUCAAGGUUUUUCCUGUUGGUUGCCGAGUCUUUUAACUAUUGUUUUGUUUUGGCAGGAGAUAUGAAUCCGGUGGAUGUUAUUCGCAAGGCCAAACUGUUGGCUCGAAACCGAGGCCAAGGAGCGGAGGUUCAACAAGGAUCUUCACCCGUGGGUGCAACUGGAUCUGUUGCCUCGGCCCGGACUCAGGAAGCAACUCCGGCCCGGAAUCAAAGAAAGAGGAAGCUCAUCCAGGUCGAGGACGAGGAAACCGCGUCCGAGCAGGAUGUGGUUCUGACCCAGAGUCCAACGAGCAAGCGCCCAGGCUGUCUUCAGGGUGGAAAAAGUCCCGCUUCCUUCGACAAGGCCGACGGGGAUGUGCAGGCUGAGGCCGAGGCUACUUCUCUUUCCGCGUCGCUCAAAGAUGAGGACGAGAUUCUUUCGUCCUUGCAGGGGCUUAUGGACAACUUCCACAAACAGGUGUCGACGAAACUGAGCCUAAUCACCAAACGUCGAGCCGGGGCCGAGUUCUCUUCUUCCAUGAACUUCUUGGCUUCGGUGGAAACUGAACUGUCUCGCCUACGGAAAUUGGCGGAAACCGAGCACGAACGGGCCGCCGAGCUUGAGAUGCAGGCCGUGGCGAAGUCCGAGGAGGUGGUCCGGCUGCAGGGCCUCCUGAAAGAGUCGGAGGAAUCAGCCUCCCAACUGACGGCUUCAAUGGCCGAGCUCGAGGGGCGACUGCGCCAAUCCGAUGGCCGGAUCUCCGAGCUGGAUCUUGAAUUGGCCGAAGCUGUCUCCGCGCAGCGGUCAGUGGAGGUGGAGCAAGAUCAGCUUCUUGCCGAGAGGGAGCAAGCCGUUGCUGCCGAGAAGGAGCGCGCCAUCUCUGACUUCCUUCAGUCCCCGUCCUUCAAAGAAAACUGCCUGGAGAGGAUGGCCGCUUAUUACGAAGACUGGCUCAAGACCGAGGCCAGCACUGAGAAGAUGGGAGUGGAAGGGACGAAGUGGUUCGAGAGUGGCGUCUAUCAUGGGAUUCAGCUCGUCCUUCACCGGGCCAGAAGAGUAGAUCCGUCCUUCCCUCCGCCCGGGGUCGUCAUUCCAGAGAUGCACCUAGCCUUAAUGCCGAACUCGGGGAGAAUCCAGAUUACCUUGGGACCCCCGAGCACGAGGACGCGGGCGCAGAUGGAGUCGGCGACGAGCAACCCUCAAAUGCCCUUCCUUAGUGUUUUCCUUGUAAUGCUUGCGAUCUUAUUCUUCACUAGGGAACGUCCUUCAUUCGGGCUACUCCCCCUUGUUCUUUUCCUUAUGGCAGAUUCGUCUUUGCCCAGUUUUGCCACUGCUCCGACUGCGGUGGGGAAGUGUACUCAUCCCGAUCUACCUUCUUUGAGUGAGGAUUCUGUCCAAAGUCCCUUCCGCCAGGAACCUGAUCCAACGGAGGUUGUGCAGAAGUCUGGGCAUUUGGUGCGCAAGGUGGGCACGAACGUGCGUGCCUACCUCAAAGGCUUUCGUCGUGCUCACCGGAAGAAGACGAUCAGCGCCGACCUCAAGGCGCAUCUCGCGGUCGACCAUGGUGCUUCCUCCGUAGAUUCUUCAUUUUCUGAAGAAAUAAAUGUGUAUUUUGACAAUUCGGGAAACAAUGCUUCACGUUCUUGUGCCUGAAUUAUGAUGUAUCGCCGUCUUGGGCGGAUUUUGUGUAAUAAAACUGCCUGUGUUCU